UCCAAUCGAUUGUCUGAGACGCGAACAUCACCAUCAUCACCACCAGCCCCAGUCUGUCCCUUCGGUGACCGAAGGUGUUGGUUUGUCCUUCUUGCCUCUUUACGUGUUGCCAUGGUGAUGUCCACGUUCCAAAAGGUGACGCUGGCCACAUGCCUCGUGCUGUGCGUGGCCCUGCUGCUUCCUAAAAUGUUGCUCUCCCGCGGCAGGAAGGAUGCCGACCAACGACCGGAAGGAGGUCACUUCCCCCCCAUGGUGCACCGUCAGAUGGCCCCAGAGGGCCGAGGUCAGAGGGCCACGGGUUCGAGCCUCUCCAGGGCCCACAACACGGAGGCCAUAGCCAGGGCCAAAGGAGCAGGGCCAGGGGCGGGACCUGCGGGAAAGUCCAACCUGGCGGGACAGAUCAUUCCGGUCUACGGCUUUGGGAUUUUACUGUAUAUCCUUUACAUCCUCUUCAAGAUCACGUCAAAGGGCAGCAGUCAGCCGUCGGAGAGCAGGAUGUCGUCAGCGCGCUCGGAGAACAUGAAGAGAAAGAUCACGGACUUUGAGCUGGCUCAGCUGCAGGAGAAGUUGAGGGAAACGGAGCUGGUGAUGGAGAACAUUGUUUCCAACGCCCAGCACAGUCCUGACAGGGAGUGUAAGGGGGUGACGGUGGACCAGGAGGAGAGUCUCCUCCAGCAGCUGACAGAAAUCACUCGAGUGAUGCAGGAGGGUCACCUGGUGGAGUCUGUGGCUCCACACCAGAAGACCAACCAGAAGAGAUGGGAAGAUGAUGAAGAUGGGCCUGACGUGAUGUGGGAGCGUCCCCACUGCUGCUGUCAACGCGCUCCUCAGAGCUGUGGCUCACAGGACGAGGCUGAAGCUGAUGACAGGAGCAGCCAGGUGGACAACGUUGCAGAAGCUGCUCCAAGCGGAGGGCAAGCAGUUCAGAGUCCAGGAGGUGACGAGGACUUGGAGACGGAGCAGGAGCGUCACCUAGAACAGAAGCAGAACAUGAAUGAGUGCAAGGAAGAGGAGGAGGAAGCAGGUCAGAUCCAACUGGACGUCCCAAAUAAGGAGCUGCUCGGCGUCCUGCAGGAGCUGGAAGUUUCCUUGAAGAUGACCUCAGCCAUGGAGCUGGAGAAGGUGGAUCACCUAAUCCCACCCGGUGAGAUGGACGCGUGCGGCAUCGCAGUCAGACGGCGGAACAAAAGGAGAAGAAGAAAGAAAGAAUCUCAGUGACCUGGUGGAGAAGAAGAACGUCCACAUGUUGCUCAUGUCGCUCUUCUUUCUUCUCACCAACACGACAACAUGCUGCAUGAAUUUUAUGACUUGGACUCGUCCUGAUAGCAAAGAAAAAGACAUCAGGGUCAGUUUCACGUGAUGUCCCCUACUGACUUGUGUGGCAUCUUUUUAGAAGGUUUUUAAAUCAUCCUUAAUGGUUUUGUUUUAUCGUUACGUCAAUGAGUCUUUGAUUGCCACAUCAUUUGUUCCUUCACUAUGGCCAGCAAAGUGUGGCUGAAAAGAUCCAUUCCACUCUCGAGCUGGUCCUCACAGGUUUUUUGGGGAAUAUUGGAAUGAUUUAGACCAAUAAUGUGUAAAAUGUGAACAGCAGCAAGAUAAAUGGAGGGAGGCGGGGUCUUGAGGUGAACAGGAGUACAGGAGUGAUGCUGGAAUAGUCGGGGCUACAGGUGGAGUGGUACAUGUAUUCAUAUUGGACUUUUCAGUAUGGUGUGGAGGUGUGCAGAGUUCCAGUGGUGCACAAAGUGGGUGUGGACUAGAUGUGGUGCAUAGGGGAGCCACUCUAAAGGGGGGGGCAAAGUGAUGGGAGGGGGAAUAUUCCGAAUUGGCAGUUUCUGUAUUUAACAGCUGUUUGGACAUGUGUAAAUGAUAUGACCAUGAACAGAGGCACGUCUCUGAUUAGGUGCCCCUCCUUCACCUCCCCUCCGUACACACUACAGGCACUCCAGUGCGUGACCACUUAAGCAUGCGUUUAUUUGAAUCAUGUUGUGUGUCAUAAUUAUAUUAAUGUAUGAAAAAUAAUUAUUUCUUUUUUUUGCACCACCCCGUCGUCGUGAAGAGAUAGCUGAGCCGGAAGGCAAAGCUCUCAAUUUACUGAUCGAUCUAUGUUCCGUCCCUCACCCACCUUCGCCUGGUCUGUUGCUUUGGGUUGUGACCGAAAGAACGAGUUCGCGGAUACAAGAAAUGAGUUUCCUCCCUAGGGUGGCUGGACUCACCCUAAAAUAUAGGGUGAGGAACUCAGCCACCCGGGAGGGGCUCACAGUCGAGCCGCUGCUCCUUCACAUCGAGAGGAGCCAGUUGUGGCUCGGGCAUCUAGUCCGGAUGCUUCUCGGACGCCUCCCUGGUGAGGUGUUACGGGCAUGCCCAGCCGGGAGAAGGCCCCGGGGACACGCUGGAGGGAUUAUGUCUCACAGCUGGCCUGGGAACGCCUUGGUGUCCUCCCGGUGGAGCUGGAGGAGGUGGCCGGGGACCGGGACGGGCUUCCCUACUGAGACUGCUGCCCCCGUGACUCGGACCCGGAUAAGUGGAAAAUGGAUGGAUGGAUGUAUUUGUUUUCAUUUAGCUAUUUACCUGCUGCAAUUUGUAAUUUAAAAUAAAUAUCCGUAAUAAGAGUCUUAUAUUUUUAAGUCCAGGAAUAAAUAUUAAUUCACGUAAGUAUAAAAAAAAUCAGGCCCAGGGGGUUGCUUGUCUUGUCUGCUUACCCCUGAGAUAUGCUACUUCUCAUUUUUUAUAGAGCUGAUGAACUGCUGUAAUGCGUUACUUUAUUUAAAUACUGUACAUAAACAUGAUAAAAAUCAGGCCCACCUCCAGUAUGUUGCUCAAUACCCGUCAUAAAGUAUGUAUGGUAGUUGUGCUCCUACAGAGUUCCCAAACAACAUACAUUAAGGGGAAGUGCUUGAACUCAACCAUGACUGUAAACCGUGAUUAUGGUGUAGUUAUGCAUCAAAUCACGACAGUGCAUGAUAUGCUGCUGUGCCUCCAAAAUGGAUGUUUCCACCCAGACAUCACAGUUUACUUUUUAAAUGAUUCGUGUCUUUCUCAAUGUACGAAGGUACUAAUAUUGUAUCCUGUAACUGGACUAAGUGGCGUUAUCUUUGAAUGAGUUUAAGCAAAAUAAUGUCAGUCACGUUUUGUAACUUUCAGCAUAUCUUCCUUGUGUUUGAUGAGCUUUAAUAA
Dunckerocampus dactyliophorus (ringed pipefish) is the source of this 3174-nucleotide messenger RNA. RefSeq names its product protein RIC-3-like. Gene Ontology annotation, biological process: protein localization to cell surface; synaptic transmission, cholinergic. Gene Ontology annotation, cellular component: neuronal cell body; intracellular membrane-bounded organelle; neuron projection. The record is from RefSeq and is a predicted model, not a curated record. The transcript is spliced from 6 exons. Lineage: Eukaryota; Metazoa; Chordata; Actinopteri; Syngnathiformes; Syngnathidae. The coding region runs from base 112 to 1218 and encodes 368 amino acids.